Messenger RNA from Batrachochytrium dendrobatidis JAM81, 1564 nucleotides. RefSeq names its product asparagine--tRNA ligase SLM5. Gene Ontology annotation, cellular component: mitochondrion. The record is from RefSeq and is a predicted model, not a curated record. Bases 53 to 1564 code for a protein of 503 amino acids. Lineage: Eukaryota; Fungi; Chytridiomycota; Chytridiomycetes; Rhizophydiales. The transcript has 4 exons. Gene Ontology annotation, molecular function: nucleic acid binding; ATP binding; asparagine-tRNA ligase activity. Gene Ontology annotation, biological process: asparaginyl-tRNA aminoacylation.
GACAGCGUAUCUGCGACGCCCAUAUCAACGAUUCUCAUCUACACAAUAUUAUAUGCAUAAUAUCACUUGCCGCUAUUCAACAAAAAACCAAAAGAAAUAUACAUUUCCAAUCACAACCAUUAAAUCUCUUGUCACCGAUUCAACCUAUAUUGGAAAAACAGUAACUGUUCAUGGAUGGGUGCGAUCGCAACGACUGCAAAAAACAGUAACAUUUAUUGAUUUAGACGAUGGUUCAUUACUAUCGGGUCUUCAAAUUGUUAUGGACUCAUCAGUGGCCAAGACAUUGACUACUGGCACUUCAGUCAAGAUUUCUGGAAAAUUGGUUCCAUCUCCGUCAAAGAAUCAAGCUGUAGAUCUAGAAGCCAUUGAUUUGACGGUGCUGGGUGAAUGUGAUCCACAGUCGUAUGCAAUUUCCAAGAAUAGGUUACCGCUGGAGCAUCUACGAGAAUACCAACACUUGCGAUCACGAACGAGGAUAUUCGGUGCGUUAUGGCGGAUUCGCAGCGCUGCAUUGCAAGGAAUCCAUGAUUUUUUCAAAGCACAAGAGUUUACACAAGUGAAUAUGCCAAUUUUGACCACACAUGAUUGUGAAGGUGGUGGAGAAGCAUUUCGUGUACUCACAGAUGAUACACUCAAAUCCUAUCAAAACUAUGCCGUAAACUACUCACAGACUACUCAACACCAGGCAUUGCCGCUACCAGAUGAAUUCUUUGGCAAACCUGUGUAUACUACAGUAUCUGCACAACUUCAUUUAGAAUUUAUGGCAUCGGCUUUAUCUAGAGUGUAUGUGCUUGGCCCAGCUUUUCGGGCAGAAAAAUCUCAAUCAACUAGACAUUUGGCAGAGUUUUGGAUGCUAGAGGCUGAAGCAUGUUUCAUCCCUACCAUUAGCGCUCUCACUGAUCUCAUCGAGGGGAAUAUUAAACACGUUAUCCAGCAUGUUUUAAAUACUUGUCAAGAAGAUCUAGCCUUGUUUGAUCAGUUUUCUGAGCGUGAUCUUGUACAGAAACUAGAUAAUGUAUCCAACAAAUUGUUUGAACGCAUGACGUAUACGGAUGCAGUGCAAGUGCUACUGAAUGCCGAAAAAGGCAUAAAUGGAAAGCGUUGCGCUCCCGAGUGGCAGUUUCCAGUCAAAUGGGGGUUACCUCUUCAGAGUGAGCACGAAAAGUUUCUGGCCGAGACGAUUAUCAAGGGCCCAGUGUUUGUCACAGAUUAUCCUAAAAAAAUCAAGCCGUUUUAUAUGAAACAAAGUGGAAUUGGUAAUACAUCUGUGACCAAAUGUGAUGGAGAAACUGUUGCCUGUACAGACUUGCUUUUACCAAAAGUGGGCGAGUUGGCAGGAGGUAGCUUGCGCGAGGAUCAAUACGAGUUGCUAGCACAGAAAAUCAAUGAUGCAGGACUAGACUCGGCACAACUUGAGUGGUAUUUGGAUUUGAGAAAAUAUGGCAGCGUCCCACAUGGAGGGUACGGUAUGGGAUUUGAACGACUUUUGGGAUAUCUAACUGGCAUGACUAAUAUUCGCGACAUGAUACCUGCCCCAAGAUCAUAUGGACACUGCAAGUUCUAG